AACACGCUUUUCCGAUCAGUUCGAAGCGAGUGUUUUUGUUGCAUAGGCGUUCGUUGCAGCGUGUUUCUGUUUUUUCGAAAUAUAAACAAUUUUCGGAAAUAAUUCAAUCAGUACAGUAGCCGGCCUGCGUGUGUGCGCGUAAAUAUUUACAAUAGUGAAUUUAUCGACUGUGGAAUGAAUGAAUUAUAGAGGAGAGUGUUUCAUGUGCCAAUUUUAACCAGGAUUUACAGUGGUCUGCUUUAUUUUUAAACUUCUAAGGGUCCAGAAGACAGUGUUCACCCACCGUCAAUAAAGUUUCAUGUCAGUUCUCAACCAAUCCAAUUCCAUGCUUUAUUGCAAUGCAUCCCACUGCCCAGCGCCCUGAUCAUAUUUUCCCGAAAAAUAUGCUUUCGGGCCGGAGCGUUGCCAUAUAGAAGCAUCUGUGCAUCAUAGAACGGCAGCCACAAGCCAGCUAGAAACGUAUCUGAGGAACUGGAAGCAACAUGGCCGGUGCCAUGAGCUACUUACUAGCAACGGCAGCGUUAAUGCUUGCCAACCCAAUUAGCAGUUCCGUAAUAUCAUCCUCACUGGAGGCGGAAGGUAAAUGCGAGGAAAUCACGAUCCCCAUGUGUCUGGGCAUCGGCUACAACAUGACCAGAAUGCCCAAUGAACUCAACCACGAAUCUCAAGAGGAAGCCGGUCUGGAAGUGCACCAGUUCUGGCCGCUGGUGGAAAUCAAAUGUUCGCCAGACCUCAAGUUCUUCCUCUGCUCGAUGUACGCGCCGAUAUGCCUGCCCGAGUACUCCAAACCGUUGCCACCAUGCAGAGAUCUGUGUCGGAGAGCGCGCGAAGGUUGCGAACCGAUAAUGACACAGUACGGGUUUGAGUGGCCCGAAAGAAUGGAAUGCGACCAAUUUCCCAAGCAAGGGGGCGAAAUCCUGUGCAUGGAUCAGCCCACCCACAACACUUCAUCCACGCCAAGGCCGACCAAUCGCAAACCUCUCAAACCUUGCAAGCCCGGUUCAAAAAACUGCGAAAAUCCCCAAGGAGGCACCGGAAGAACAAAAGGAAACGCACCCAACGAAUGCAGGUGCCAUUGCCAACAGCCUCUAGUCUCCCUGGGGUCCGAAAUGAGUCCAGCACCGUUCAACCGAAACGUCGCAGGCGUCCCAAAUUGUGCAUUCCCCUGCAAGGAGACCUACUUCACCACGGACGAGAAGGAGUUCGCGUCGAUCUGGAUCAGUCUAUGGUCGGGGCUUUGCGCAGCUUCUACUCUAAUGACACUUAUCACAUUUUUCAUCGAAACCGAACGCUUCAAGUAUCCUGAAAGGCCCAUCGUCUUCCUAUCAGCCUGCUACUUCUUGGUCUCAGUUGGGUACCUGUUGCGAGUGGGCUUCGGACACGAAGCCGUUGCUUGCGACGGCCCGAUUAUCCGCUACACUUCAAACGGCCCCAGUUUGUGCACGUUGGUCUUCCUUCUGGUGUAUUUCUUCGGAAUGGCGUCAUCGAUUUGGUGGGUGAUUCUGUCGCUGACUUGGUUUCUGGCUGCGGGGCUCAAGUGGGGCAACGAAGCGAUCGCCAGCUAUGCGCAAUGCUUCCACAUUGCGGCCUGGCUGAUUCCGACCUUGCAAACCUUGGGAGUUCUCCUAAGUGGCGCGGUGGACGGUGAUCCGGUGUCAGGAAUCUGCUACGUAGGCAACAUGAAUACGGAAAAUCUGCAAACUUUUGUGCUGGGGCCUCUGGUCGUCUACCUGAUACUUGGCACGAGCUUCUUGCUGGCCGGUUUCGUCUCUCUGUUCCGGAUUCGGAGUGUGAUCAAGAAGCAAGGAGGAGCCGGCGCGGGCUCCAAAGCCGAUAAGCUCGAGAAGCUGAUGAUCCGCAUCGGCAUCUUCAGCGUGCUCUACACAGUCCCAGCUACCAUCGUAAUAGGCUGCCAUCUAUACGAAAACGCCUUCCACAAGGAGUGGCUCAAGUCCUUGGCCUGCUCGUGCUUCACCUCGAACAAGGUCAAGCCCAUCUACGCCGCAUUGAUGCUCAAAUACUUCAUGGCCUUGGCCGUUGGGAUCACUAGUGGCGUCUGGAUCUGGUCUGGGAAGACGUUGGACUCGUGGCGGCGGCUUUGGAAGAGGCUGUUCGGCCGGCCGGAUCUCUCUGGAGCGAAUGCAGUGCUGAUUAAGAACCGAUCAGGCAAGCCCCCGCCACCUCAGUUUUUGAUUGCCGGGCCUGGAAGCGCCUCCUUGCUGGGCCCGACCGGAAGUGUGGCCUCGGCCAGCCAACACCAUUUGCACCAUCACGUGCUCAAACAGCCCCCCUUAAGUCACGUAUGACAAGUAGGCGACGGGUCCGCUCCUGUUGUGAUCAAUCAUCCGACGGCUCCCUCCACAGGACAGUCGUUGAGUAAUUACGGGCCCAUUUGAGUGAUCAGGUAUGGACGCCAGUCCACCGUCACAGCUCUCUAGUCGAUUUCAGUGCCAUCGAGCGGACACUUGUGUUUGUUUAAGUUAGAUUUGAUUCGGGCGAAGUCGGUAGGACUGAACCAAAAGACGUUUCGUUAUUCGGCAUUUUAUUUUCCCUACAGCAUUUUUCGGCUCGCUGAUUAGCUAAAAUUUCCGUUGGUGGCCAUCCGUUGUUCUACCGAUCGCUCUUCUCUGAGUGUGUACAGGACUUUUUUAUAUUUAUUUAUUAACGGUGCAGUGACAUUUUAUGUAUAGUUGUGUUUUCUCUCUGCGGUGGCAACACAUACUCAUGUUAUCAUAGUUUUUUGGAACUUUGGCUUUCCUGUAUCAAAGCAGGGUAAAAGUGACGACUUAAACAGUCGAUUGCCCCAAUAAGUUUCAAUGCGCAGCCUCACUUUACAUAAGAAAUGUAUGGUAAUUUUUUCGCCAGCUUUGUGAGGGGACAUGAAGCUUACAUGGGAAUCGGCCUUAAAAAUUGCAUAGGAAUACAGUUCAAAGACCAAUUCAAACUACCAAUUGAUCUGGCGACAAAAUGUUUUCUCCAUGUAGACAUUUCGACUUAAGUUCACCUCAGGGUGCGUCCAGACCUGACUAGCUGAGCCUGAGUCGAGGCUAAUACGCGGCCAAUUUCUUUGAUGCUUUGUCGAAACGCCGACAGACGAUUCGUAUUCUGUCGAUUUUUGACGAAACAUCACAGAAAUUUACCGCGGAUCAGCCUCGGCUUGUUACAUCUGGAUGCGGCGUUUCAUGGCAAAUGCAAAGAAACUUUUGAAGCCAGCAAAAGUAAAAAUUCGGCCUAAUAAAGUAAAGAGUAGUUUGAGUUGAGAAAACUGAUGAAGCAAAGCGUCGUGAGGCGCGUUGAAGCCUAAUCAGAAAUGAGUUUGGCAACAACUUGACUAAACCUUAAUCAGACCGCAUGAAAACAUCUAUGAAAAUCUCUUCUGGUUGCGUUUGAAUGAUCAGCGCAAUUAGUCUGAAGGCGGCUUUAAAUGUGACGCUUAAUCUAGCGGGUUCGGUAUGGACCAGGCCUUACAAGAAAAUCUUUAUGAGUAGCAUCAAAAAGCAUUUUACACGCUGAUUUUCAUUCAGAUGGUUUGAAACGCUCAGCGCGGAGUGGCGCGUUCGAUGUGGACCAGGCUUUACAAGGAAAGUCUUCAAUAAUAGUAUGAAACAAAAGCUUCUUAGUCGCUGAUUUUCAUUCAGAUUGUAAAGCGCCGUACUUUCUCACUUAUGGAAAAACAGACUCAUUUUGUCAACAACUUGACUAAACCUUAAUCAGACCGCAUAAAAACGUCUAUGAAAAUCUCUUCUGGUUGCGUAUGAAUGAUCAACGCGAUUGGUCUGAAGGAGGCUUUAAAUGUGACGCUUAAUCUAGCGUGUUCGGUAUGGACCAGGCCUUACAAGAAAAUCUUUAUGAGUAGCAUAAAAAAGCAUUUUAGACGCUGAUUUUCAUUCAGAUGAUUUGAAACACUGAGCGCGGAGUGGCGCGUUCGAUGUGGACCAAGCUUUACAAGGAAAGUCUUCAAUAAUAGUAUAAAAGAAAAACUUCUUAGACGCGGAUUUUCAUUCAGAUUGUAAAGCGCCGUACUUUCUCACUUAUGUCUUAGGAUUUCAUGCACGCAGAAUCACGUUACCCAAAAAAGUAAGGACAUUUUCAUCCUCAAGGAAACAAUGUGUGCUGAGGCGCGUUGAAACAUACAUAAAAAUCUAAAUUUUUUUCCUGGAUGAUGGACAUAAGCCUUAAAUGAAAACAGCCGAAUAAAGGAGAUUUCCAAAUAGGAUUCAGUUGGCGACAAAAUGCCUUUCCAAUUAAUUGGCUGAUUUCUCAUAAAUCGCAACGCGUAACUUUACGUCACAUAAAGCCGCGUCUAGACGUAUGAACACGUUCGUCUACAUUCUUCGGACGUCUGCUUGUUCGUAUCUCUAAACUUUCUUAUGAGGCUCUGAUCUAAAAUGUGUUACGUUUUCCGUUUGGAGCCCAAAUAACUGAAUGCGAUGUUGGUUCGCAACUACAAGGUUCUGGUUAGACGUCUGGGCGCGGCUUAAGAAAAUAAUCGCUGAUAAUACAGGAAAGCCAGAAAAAAUCAACCUGCUUAGCAGUUUAAAUUUGGACUCAUUUUUCUUGUUGUCGUUUAAGUACACGUGAUUGACUGCGACUUGGCAAAUAGCGAUGAAGAAUCGUCGUUUUCUCCUUUUUACGUUUAACACUGUAUAGUAACUCAUGUGUUACAGAACAACUAGACUGAAAUUGUUAAGACAUCCAUGUCACAUACCAGACUCUGUAAAAUUUUGUCGCUUAUGUUAGUAUAGAUGUAAUUUGUACAGUAAAUAAAGCAAGAGCCCACGCCAGCUUUUCUCAGACGUGAAGGCUUGUAGAGGCGGAUCAUGGUGAAGUUGCAAAGAAUUGUAUAUACAAAUCGGGUUGGAAAACGUGAAAGAUCAACACUCUAUGACUGUGGCAACUUUCAUGCUGCAUGGAUUUUGGUCGGGUUUCACUUCGGCUGCCGAUUUGGCCAUUUCACUCGGCUCCUCUACAAACCUGAAUAUCUGAAUGUCGACGCCGAAAAAAACCCUCGGCUGGCGUAAACUCUCUGUUAUUUAAACGAAAUUAUUUCCAACACGCCUGAAAAAUAAACAGUAGCAGAGUAAACUACGGGUGAUUUAUAGGGAGCCCCUGAAAAUUGUUCUGGUACAGGGAGCGUUGAAAAGGUAGUGCGUUCUAAGAAGAUGAACUGUUUCCUCCUCGCACUGCCUUUGAGGCCUCGCUGUGCCAAUCGACAAAACAAUGUCAUUCUAAAGUGAUGAACAUAUACGUAACUAGAUUUAAGGUUUUCCGUUGUGAGUGAAACUGUGAGACAAACGUACUAACUGAUUAGCCAAACUCUUCACUGCUAACUGGACAUGGGAUUUUUUCUGGUACGAUUCAGUAUCGUAUGAUUUACUUAAGGUUUACGUUGUGCAGUUUUCAAAAAAAUCGGUUUGAGAAUGAAUUCGGGGACCAUCAACGCUGUCGAUACCAAAAAAGUCCCGAUGUCUGUAGUACGAUUGCGGUACGCGUGUCGGUGAUAUUUCUUCAACUUAAGAGAAUGUUUAUUUAAUAUAUUCUUAUAGUUCCCAUAUAGAAAAUAUGUUUUAUAUACAUAAAUUAUUAAUAGAUAGAUACGUUGUAAUCCUUUUGUACUUAUAACGCUAUAUAGCUGUCUAUUUAAUCUCUAAAUUGCGAUGUACGUGGGCUGCCAGGAGUCCAAAGCAAACUCACUCUGUCUCGUUGUCACAAAACGCUUGGAUUUUUUGGACGUUCCUCGUACAUUGACCGAUGUAAAUAGCUAUUAAAUAACGUCUAAAUAAGAUAUUUUUGGGUGUGUAGGGACAUAUCAUAUUGAAAAACUUACUUCCUCAAGUCCGUUUGCAAUAGAGACAAGACGGGAUGUAUCCGGUCCAGAAGCUGUUAAAAUACGGUGGGGAACUGCGAUACGUCCCUAAUCGGCCUGCAUUCUACUUUAUUUCGUUAUUGUGAAAUAAAACCGACUUGACUAACAAAGUAUAAAGCACAAAGAAAUUUUAAUUUUGUAUAUUUUUAUAAAUACGUUGUACAGUUUUGUUUUGUAUCCCAAAUGUGUGUACAGUAGGUUUAGAGGUUAAAUGUAAACUGUAUGUAUGCUUCAAGACGUAUACGAUUUCAUUAAAUAUUUUACUGUUUAAAACAAA
Messenger RNA from Dendroctonus ponderosae (mountain pine beetle), 6143 nucleotides. Its product is annotated as frizzled-2. Gene Ontology annotation, biological process: non-canonical Wnt signaling pathway; canonical Wnt signaling pathway. Bases 483 to 2306 code for a protein of 607 amino acids. Lineage: Eukaryota; Metazoa; Arthropoda; Insecta; Coleoptera; Curculionidae. Gene Ontology annotation, cellular component: plasma membrane. Gene Ontology annotation, molecular function: Wnt-protein binding; Wnt receptor activity. The record is from RefSeq and is a predicted model, not a curated record. The transcript has 5 exons.